ACCGCUCACACGGCCGUGGCCCGACGGGGGAAGCCUGCUCGGGCAUUUUGCGGGGUUCUACGUUAAAUAAAUCACUGAUCGCCAUGGGUGUAGCGUUGACUCGAGCAGCUCAGUGGACGGCGGCUGGCAUCGGGGUCGGCAAGUUAGAAUUUACUCCUCUAAACGUCUCCCUACUGAACAACAUUAUUAAAUUUGUGGAAUAUGUUAGUUCCAAGCACCCACAAGAAGCAGCCUUAAUGUUUCGGGAAGCUCUUGAAUGGAAGUCAAAUUUGGAGAUAUCCGCGUUUGGGGCAGAUUAUCAAAUCAGUAAAAAAACUGUUGUAUCAAAAGAAAACAUGGAUGGAAACCCGUUGCUGAUUUUUGAGGCUUCUACUGGUGUCAUCAAAGUGUCCACUUUUAACCAGCUAGCCAAACUGCUAGAAAUAGCUCAGAAGGACAAACUGAAGGAAACACAAGUUUGUCUGGAAGCAAACAGAGAUCCAAUUGCGAAGAUUCUGGGCCCAAGCUUUGCUACUGUGGAAGGAGAAGACAAAUCUAUGUUGCGUUUACUGGAAAAAGUGAAGAAAAGUGAUGAAGAGCCUGAGGCUGAAGUUCAAAUGAAGUUGUUCCUGCUUCUCCAGCAGCUAGAUAUGCAGCUUCUAAAUGCUUCUCUACAGAAAAUUUCACAAGAAGUGCGUCUGAACCCUCAGGCUAUAAAGAAUGAUGUGCAAUUGCUCCAGUCCUUCUCUGGAGAAGGAGACAUGACCGUUUUAAAAUCUAUCAACUAUACAUCAGAAUAUGAAUUUUCUAAUGGAUGCAGAGCCCCGCCAUGGAGACAAGUAUAUGGAGAUAUUUGCUACCUGAUUAUUAAUACUCAUGACACUGAUACAUUGUAUGUCACAUGUAACACAGCUGGGGUUUACUUAAAUGGGGGUCCUAUAAAGGACAAUGAAGAUAUUAUCUAUGACAGAAAUGGUGAUAUCUACAAGGAUCUUAUUACAUUUCUCAAGGCAAAAUCUCCCACAUUUGCAGAAAAUCUUUCUCAAGUUCAACAGAAUUUUGUACUGCAAAAGAAACCCCCAUCUACUCGUAAGACCCAGAAAACAGAAGUACCUGUUAGUGAGGAACUUGAGCAGAGUGAAAAGUUUAACGAUUAUCAGGAGAAGAAUAAGUUUGAAAGAAAGAAGCAACCCCCAAAGCCUAAGACAAGGGAUACAAAGAAAGAAGAAACUCCCUAUAUACAUAAGAAUCUGGACUCAUCCCAUCAGCUGUUCUCAAAGGAGGAAAAAACUCAAAUGAAAGACCAGGACCCCAAGAAGACUAAACAAGAGAAAGAAAAUGUUGAUAUUGUCACAACCAAGAAGCACAAGUGCAAAGCAGCUCAAGAAAAAAGACUUUUGCUGCAGAGAAUGGUUUCUGAAGGAUCAGAAGAGUCGAGCGAAAGUUCUACAGAGAGUGAGGAAGAACAACAAGAUAUGAGCAGACAACAGGAACCCAACACUGAUUUACCUUCUGAGUACUGGCAGAUUCAGAAGGUGGUAAAAUACCUGAAGGGUGGCAACCAAACAGCUACUGUUAUUGCCUUGUGCUCAAUGAUGGACUUUAACUUGACCAAUGAGACAUGCCAGUUGGCCAUCCGAGAUGUGGGCGGCCUAGAGGUUCUGAUUAACCUGUUAGAUACAGAAGAAACCAAAUGUAAGGUUGGUUCUUUAAAGAUUCUAAAAGAAAUUAGUAAUAAUUCACAAAUUCGGCGAUGCUUGGCAGAACUGGGUGGUUUACAGAUCAUGGUGAAAAUUUUGGACUCCUCCAAUAAAGAUCUCAAAUGUUUGGCUGCUGAAACUAUUGCCAAUAUAGCCAAAUUCAGAAGAGCAAGACAGACUGUCAGACUUCAUGGUGGAAUUCAGCGCCUGGUGGGUCUUUUGGACUGUGUUCCAAUGCUCUCAGCUAAUCUAUCGGCAGAACAAGUAAAAGAUAUUGAAGUGGCACGAUGUGGUGCUCUUGCACUCUGGAGCUGCAGCAAAAGUAAAAAAAAUAAAGAUGCUAUUCGUAAAGCUGGUGGUAUUCCUUUGCUGGCUUGCCUGCUGAAGUCUCCUCAUGAAAAUAUGCUUAUUCCAGUUGUCGGCACACUGCAAGAAUGUGCUUCAGAGCCAAGCUAUAGGUUGGCCAUUCGAACAGAAAACAUGGUUAAGAAUCUGGUAAGAAAUCUUAGCAGUGAAAGUGAGGAGCUUCAGAUGCAUUGUGCUCGCGCCAUUUUCAAGUGUGCGGAGGAUGAGGAAACACGUAAUCUUGUAAGAACUCAUUCUGGACUGGGACCACUGGUCAAGCUUGUCAGCAAGUCUGAUAAUAAGGAGCUAUUAGCUGCAGCCACGGGAGCUGUCUGGAAAUGUGCCAUCAACAUGGAGAAUGUAGAAAGGUUCAAACACUUAAGGGUUGUAGAAACUCUGAUUAAUCUACUGAUUGGUCAACCCGAGGAAGUUCUUAUUAAUGUCGUAGGAGCAUUGGGACAACUAGCACGAGACCAGGUUAUUCGGGGUGCUAUCAGGAGGUCUGGCGGAAUCGAUCCAAUGGUCAAUCUUCUAACUGGAACUAAUAAUGCUCUUCUUGUAAACGUCACCAAAGCAGUGGGAGAAUGUGCCGUGGAUGCUGAAAACAUGUCGAUAAUUGAAUCUCUAGAUGGAGUUCGUUUGUUAUGGUCUUUACUCAAAAAGCCAAAUCCAGAUAUUCAAGCAAGUGCAGCUUGGGCUCUCUGUCCUUGUAUUGAAAAUGCCAAGGAAGCUGGGGAAAUGGUUCGCUCCUUUGUUGGUGGUCUGGAAUUAAUUGUUAAUUUGCUAAAAUCUGACGACAUAGAGGUUCUGGCCAGUGUUUGUGCAGCUUUAGCCAAAAUAGCCAUGGAUGAAGAAAACUUAGCAGUUAUAACAGAUCAUGGAGUUGUCCCAAUGUUGUCAAGUUUAACAUACACAAAGGAUGAUAUGCUUCGCCAGCAUUUAGCAGAUGCCAUUGCUUGCUGUUGUAAGUGGGGUAACAACAGGGUCGCCUUCGGUGUAACUGGGGCUGUGGCACCACUGGUCUAUUAUCUGAAAUCAAAAAACCCCUUCGUACAUCGUGCUACAGCACAAGCCCUGUACCAGCUUUCAUUUAAUCCCAAUAACUGCAUUACCAUGCAUGAAAAUGGUGUGGUUAAGCUGCUUUUGAAUUUGAUGGAUUCAACAGAUGAACCUCUACAGGAAGCAGCCGCCGGUUGCAUCUCAAACAUUCGAAGGCUUGCCCUGGCUAAUGAGAAGGCCCGCUACAAGUGAAAACAGUGCACAUUCCACAUUUCCUUUUUCAGGAGUGAUUACCUGUGCAGGUACAAUAAAAGAAAGAUUUACUGAGUACUGCUUCUGGACGAACAUGAAAGACCUUCUGUAGGAGCUAAAAUAAACCAGAUGCUUAAUGGAAACACAAAAGCUGCUUCUGAUUUCUAAAAAUCAUAUAGAGAUAAGUUAAUUCUGGAAUAGUGCUACAAUAAUCUUAAAAAUACAUUUUUAAAUAUAUAAAGAAUUUAUCUGGAAUUCAAA
This is a messenger RNA of Carcharodon carcharias (great white shark), 3536 nucleotides long. It is a transcript of the gene odad2, whose product is annotated as outer dynein arm docking complex subunit 2. The record is from RefSeq and is a predicted model, not a curated record. Gene Ontology annotation, molecular function: protein binding. NCBI's taxonomy places the organism in Eukaryota, Metazoa, Chordata, Chondrichthyes, Lamniformes, Lamnidae. Bases 84 to 3275 code for a protein of 1063 amino acids. The transcript has 20 exons.